AAUUCGGCUGUCAUUUGGCCGAAAAAUGAGAAAAAAUUUUACAUUUCACAACUAGUGCAAAUCUUUUUUCAUCAAACACAAAAAACUCAAAAAUACAAAGUUGUCUCACCGUAAUUAUAUCAUUUGAAUCAACAAAAAUAAAAGCCAAAAAUAGUUUAUCAUCAAAAACGCAUUAAGCUCGAAAAAGAACAAUAAUUAAAACCAAAAGUUUCGAAAGGAGUGUAGAAAAAAAUUACUCCAUUUAUACUUUAUUUUAUUUGAAAAAGAAAAUUUAUUAAGAAAAAUUCAAGUGUUUUGAAAAUAAUUUCAUAACAAUCAUGGCUCAUCGAAUGUUGCAGUCAGCCAAAGUAAUGGAACGCUGUCUGCGUAGUUCCUAUCAAACAGGCAAUAUCAGUGCACACGAGCUGAGAAAAUUUUCCAGAGCGUCGACUAUUCUCGUGGAGAAUCCACUUUUUCAAAGAAUUUUAUCUGCUGUCAGACAAUUUAGUGAGAAGCCUCCAAAAGGUUUUGAGAAGUAUUUCAAACCCGGUGGAGCUUCAGCUGCUGCUGGUAAAGAAGCAGAAGCGGGAAAGAAAACAGCAGACAAACCAAUCAGCCGGACACCAGGCGGUAGUAUGGACAAAACACCCACCAACGAUUGGAACUUUGGAAUGUUCUCGAAUACAAAGACUUCUGGAGGUGGUAAAGGAGGUCCCGGAGGCUCUGGUCGACCAAUUGGCGGCGAUGGUGGUGAUAAAGAAAAAUGGAUUUUUGGUGGGGCAAUUGGAGCUGUGGCUUUUAUCUCGCUGCUUGCAUUCAUGGAAAUGGGCUACAAGGAAGUUGCCUGGAAGGAAUUUGUUAAUAGUUACCUAAAUCGAGGAAUCGUUGAGAAACUCGAAGUAGUCAAUAAGAAAUGGGUUCGAGUGCGAUUGAUGCCGGGAAGCUCUCAGGACUCCACCGGAGUCCUUUGGUUCAAUAUUGGAAGUGUUGAUUCAUUUGAGAGAAAUCUCGAGAAUGCACAAGUUGAACAAGGCGUUGAGCCAGUUAAUUUUGUUCCUGUAAUUUAUCGCACUGAAGUUGAGGCUUCCAGCUUGACUGGAUUGCUGCCAACUCUGUUGAUUAUUGGAUUCCUUGUGUUUAUGAUGAGACGAUCAGCGGAAAUGAUGGGAGGAAGAGGUGGCCGUAAAGGAGGUGGACUGUUUGGAGGAGUUAUGCAGUCAACAGCGAAGUUGAUUAAUUCGAAUGAAAUUGGAGUAAGAUUCAAAGACGUAGCUGGUUGCGAAGAGGCCAAAAUCGAAAUUAUGGAAUUUGUGAAUUUCCUUAAAAAUCCACAACAAUACAUCGACUUGGGUGCAAAAAUCCCAAAAGGUGCCAUGCUAACAGGACCACCUGGUACAGGUAAAACUCUCUUAGCGAAAGCAACUGCUGGCGAGGCGAAUGUCCCAUUCAUCACAGUAUCUGGUUCGGAGUUUUUGGAAAUGUUUGUAGGUGUGGGACCAUCUCGAGUGCGUGAUAUGUUCGCAAUGGCACGUAAACAAGCUCCAUGUAUCCUCUUCAUCGAUGAAAUCGAUGCUGUUGGUCGAAAACGUGGUGGCAAAAGUUUCGGAGGACAUUCUGAACAAGAAAACACAUUAAAUCAGUUGUUGGUUGAAAUGGAUGGUUUUAAUACCACAACAAAUGUGGUUGUAUUAGCUGCUACCAAUCGUGUUGAUAUUCUCGAUAAGGCUUUAUUGCGUCCUGGACGGUUUGAUCGACAAAUUUUCGUUCCUGCACCAGACAUUAAGGGUAGAGCUAGUAUAUUCAAAGUGCACUUGGGACCACUUAAGAGUAAUUUAGACAAAAAUGAUUUGGCCAGAAAGAUGGCUGCCCUCACACCUGGUUUCACUGGAGCCGAUAUUGCGAAUGUGUGCAAUGAGGCAGCAUUGAUUGCUGCUCGUGACUCAAAUGACUCGAUUAUUCAAAAACACUUUGAACAGGCCAUUGAACGUGUUAUCGCUGGUAUGGAAAAGAAGACAAAUGUUUUGGCGCCUGAGGAGAAGAAAACAGUUGCCCACCACGAAGCUGGUCACGCAGUGGCCGGAUGGUUCCUCGAACAUGCUGAUCCUCUUCUUAAGGUUUCCAUUAUUCCACGUGGAAAGGGUCUUGGUUAUGCUCAGUACCUUCCUAAAGACCAGUAUUUACUGUCCAAAGAACAACUCUUCGAUCGCAUGUGCAUGACUCUCGGAGGACGUGUAGCAGAAGAGCUCUUUUUCCAAAGAAUCACAACUGGUGCUCAAGAUGAUCUCAAAAAAAUCACCGACAGUGCAUACGCUCAAAUCGUUCGCUACGGUAUGAACGAAAAAGUGGGCAACGUAUGCUUUGAUGCCAAUCAGCCUGGAGAUCCCGUCUUUACGAAGCCUUAUUCUGAAGAAACAGCGCAAUUGAUUGACGCUGAAGUGCGUGCUCUUAUCAAGAGCGCCCAUGUGCGUACCACUGAAUUGCUAACAAAGCACAAGUCAAAUGUAGCGAAGGUAGCGGAGCGCCUACUCAAGAACGAAGUACUCAGCCGUGAUGAUAUGAUUGAAUUACUUGGCGCUCGACCAUUCAAAGAAAAGUCAACCUAUGAAGAGUUUGUCGAGGGAACUGGUUCAUUUGAAGAAGACACAAGUUUGCCCGAGGGUCUUAAAGACUGGAAUAAGGAAAAGGAUUCAACAACUCCACCACCACCACCACCAAGUGGUGAAACAUCAAAACCAGUUUCUGCGUAAGAGUGGAUGGACAUUUUUUGGGUCCGUCCUCCAAAAAAGGAUACGCUUUAAGCUUAUUUUGUAGAGUAAAAAUUAUUGUGUGGUGCCUUGCAGAAGAAAAUAAGAAAUUAUGUUUGUGAGGUUGCAUUGUUGUUGUUUUCUUUUUUAAAUAUUUAAUUUUGCCACAUAAAAAAAAAUUAAAGAUUAAAAAAACAAACUUGUUAUCGAGUAAGGAAGUCGAUCUAAGAAUUGAGUUAUAAAUAAAUAAACAAGGACAAAAAAAUAGUAAAAAAUUAUAAAAUGGUAAAAAAAAUAAAUUAAAUUAAUUUACAUAAAAUUUAAA
Molecule: messenger RNA, 3048 nt
Organism: Episyrphus balteatus (marmalade hoverfly)
Lineage: Eukaryota; Metazoa; Arthropoda; Insecta; Diptera; Syrphidae
Gene: Afg3l2
Product: AFG3-like protein 2
Exons: 4
Coding region: 318-2726 (802 amino acids)
Biological process (GO): mitochondrial protein processing; protein-containing complex assembly
Cellular component (GO): m-AAA complex; membrane
Molecular function (GO): ATP binding; ATP-dependent peptidase activity; metalloendopeptidase activity
Source: RefSeq, a predicted model, not a curated record